Gekko japonicus is the source of this 1225-nucleotide messenger RNA. It is a transcript of the gene GNB4, whose product is annotated as guanine nucleotide binding protein (G protein), beta polypeptide 4. The transcript is spliced from 10 exons. Lineage: Eukaryota; Metazoa; Chordata; Lepidosauria; Squamata; Gekkonidae. Gene Ontology annotation, molecular function: signaling receptor complex adaptor activity; protein binding. Gene Ontology annotation, biological process: G protein-coupled receptor signaling pathway. The record is from RefSeq and is a predicted model, not a curated record. The coding region runs from base 126 to 1148 and encodes 340 amino acids. Gene Ontology annotation, cellular component: heterotrimeric G-protein complex; cytoplasm.
UGGCUCGGCUCGGCCUUCUCCUUCCUUCCUCCUCCUCCUCCUCGCGAGCAGCCGCCUUCCCGCAGGGAAUCGGAGGCUUCUUUUCGUCAGUGUUGUAACGGUGGGAAAGAAGCACAUUCAAGAGGAUGAGUGAACUGGAACAGUUGCGGCAGGAGGCGGAACAGCUUCGGAAUCAAAUCAGAGAUGCCAGAAAAGCAUGUAGCGAUACAACUCUUGCUCAGAUCACCACAAGUCUUGACUCAGUGGGCCGGAUUCAGAUGCGCACCAGACGUACCCUGAGAGGCCAUUUAGCUAAAAUUUAUGCCAUGCACUGGGGAUCUGAUUCAAGGCUACUAGUCAGCGCUUCUCAAGAUGGAAAAUUAAUUAUUUGGGAUAGCUAUACAACAAAUAAGAUGCAUGCCAUUCCUUUGAGAUCUUCCUGGGUUAUGACCUGUGCCUAUGCACCGUCGGGAAAUUACGUUGCCUGUGGUGGACUGGACAACAUCUGCUCCAUCUACAACCUGAAGACGAGAGAGGGCAACGUUCGAGUGAGCAGAGAGCUACCCGGCCACACCGGGUACUUGUCGUGUUGUCGCUUCCUGGAUGACAAUCAGAUAGUCACAAGUUCAGGCGACACCACCUGCGCUCUGUGGGACAUCGAAACCGGCCAGCAGACAACCGCUUUUACUGGCCAUACCGGCGACGUCAUGAGUCUUUCGCUAAGUCCAGACAUGAGCACUUUCGUUUCGGGGGCCUGCGAUGCUUCCUCCAAGCUUUGGGAUAUCCGAGACGGAAUGUGCCGGCAGUCUUUCACGGGGCACGUGUCCGACAUCAACGCAGUGUGUUUCUUCCCCAAUGGCCACGCGUUUGCCACUGGCUCGGACGAUGCCACCUGUCGGCUGUUUGACCUGCGAGCAGACCAGGAGCUCAUGAUGUAUUCCCACGACAACAUCAUCUGCGGGAUCACAUCAGUCGCCUUCUCCAAGAGCGGACGCCUCUUGUUGGCCGGUUACGAUGACUUCAACUGCAACGUUUGGGACACCCUGAAGGGCGAAAGAGCAGGUGUUCUUGCCGGCCAUGACAACCGAGUCAGCUGUUUAGGAGUCACCGACGAUGGCAUGGCUGUAGCUACAGGGUCUUGGGACAGUUUUCUCAGAAUCUGGAAUUAAUUUGUCAGCCGGAAACACACACACUCACAGACAGACACGCACACCUUUCUCCACCAAGACCUGGAGGGAUCUAUGCU